Priapulus caudatus is the source of this 987-nucleotide messenger RNA. RefSeq lists its product as uncharacterized. Gene Ontology annotation, molecular function: nucleic acid binding. The transcript has a single exon. The coding region runs from base 1 to 987 and encodes 328 amino acids. NCBI's taxonomy places the organism in Eukaryota, Metazoa, Priapulida, Priapulimorpha, Priapulimorphida, Priapulidae. The record is from RefSeq and is a predicted model, not a curated record. Gene Ontology annotation, biological process: DNA integration.
AUGGCAGAUCUACCAGAAGAUCGCGUCGAGUCGUCUACACCAUUCUCAUUUAGUGCGAUGGAUUGUUUUGGGCCCUUCCUUACAAAGAAAAAUCGCAAAGAAUUUAAGAGAUAUGGUCUCCUGUUCACCUGUCUAUGCUCCAGAGCUGUUCACAUAGAGUUCCUGGAUGAUCUCACGACUGACGCCUUUAUCAAUGGGCUCAGGUGCUUCAUCGCCAUACGAGGGAAAGUUCGUCAGAUCCGAUCGGAUCAAGGUAGUAACUUUGUGGGGGCAAAAAAUGAAUUGAGUGCAGCCUUGAAAGAGCUGGACAAGGAAAGGCUAUCGUCUUACUUGGCAAACAGAGAUUGUGACUUCCUCAUGAAUGUGCCUUAUUCUAGUCAUGUCGGUGGUGUUUGGGAACGCCAGAUCCGGACUAUAAGAAGUGUCCUUGGUGUAGUGGUUGGACUUUGUCCAAGCAGAUUGGACGACUCUUCACUUCGUACACUGUUUUAUGAAGUCAUGGCGAUAGUGAAUAGUCGCCCCCUCACGGUUGACACCAUAAAUGACCCUACAAGUUUGGAGCCGUUGACCCCAAAUCACAUUCUUACCAUGAAGCCCAGUACACCACUGCCACCUCCAGGUAAAUUUGUUCCGCAAGAUAUGUAUCUCCGAAAGAGAUGGAGAAGAGUACAGUAUCUCACUGAACAAUUCUGGUGUAGGUGGAGAAUGGAAUAUCUCCAGAACCUCAACAGAAGACAAUGUUGGAUUAAGCCAAGAAGGAAUAUUACGGUGGGAGACAUCGUUCUGUUGAUGGAACCAGAAGUAGCGCGGAACAAGUGGCCCAUGGGCAUCGUAGUUGACUCUACUAUGGGAAAAGACGGUUUAGUGAGGAAGGUCAAGGUGCGAGUUGGUGCAAAGAACCUGAAUAAUCUAGGAAUACGAGAAGGCAAGCAGACUAUCCUGGAACGUCCUGUGCAAAAGCUAGUAUGCCUUGUAGAGAGUAAAUGA